UUUAUCUUCUGAGGUUUCAUAUCUACUUUAUUACCUUCGGUGUAGAGGUUGGCUUGACCAUCUUAUUUUGCUAUAUGUUCAAUACUAUUGGUUGUAGGCAAAGUUGCCCUCGGAAUUUUAGUUAUGCUGACCACUUGGAUAUAACUAGAACCUGUUGCCUUCUGAAUCCUCCGAACAAAGCGGUACACAAUUAGGAUCUUUAUAGCUGAGUCUGUUUUCAGUGUUCCCCAACAAUGGAUUGCUCUGUCUUUUUCAAGCUCCUUUGUUUCUUCCUACUUUUAGUUGGCAUGUCAGCAGCUGUUGUUGCGGAUGAUCGUAGGACAUACAUCAUCCACGUGGACAAAUCAGCUAUGCCUUCUCCUUUCCGAGAUCAUCAUAGUUGGUAUAUGUCAACUCUCUCAUCCCUGUCUUCGCCGAAUGGUGUUCUUCCAACGCAUCUUUAUACCUACAACCAUGUCUUGGAUGGCUUUAGUGCAGCGCUGUCUCAGUCCCAACUUGAUCAGCUGGAGAAAAUGCCUGGUCACGUUGCCACGUACCCAGAAACCUUUGGAAAGCUCCAGACUACACAUUCCCCGAAGUUUCUCGGCCUGGAACCAAAUGUUGGGUUAUGGCCCGCAGCCAAUUUUGGGGAUGACAUGAUCGUCGGCGUUAUUGACACUGGAAUUUGGCCGGAGAGUGAGAGUUUCAGAGAUGAUGAAAUGCCCCCUGUUCCAGAGAGAUGGCGCGGUUCUUGUGAGUCUGGUGUGGAGUUCAACUCUUCUAACUGUAACCGGAAACUCAUCGGAGCACGCUCGUUCAGUAAAGGGAUGAAGGAAGCAGGCUUGAACAUCUCGAAAACAUACGACUACGAUUCUCCGAGGGAUUUCUUUGGACACGGGACACAUACAUCAUCGACGGCAGCCGGAAGCCCCGUGCAGGACGCCAGUUACUUCAAUUAUGCCAAGGGAACCGCGAUUGGAAUGGCACCGAAGGCCCGGCUUGCCAUGUACAAAGUGAUUUUCUUCAACACCACUUAUGAAGCCGCUGCAUCUGACACUAUAGCCGGCAUGGACCAAGCCAUAGCUGAUGGCGUCGAUAUCAUGUCAUUGUCGUUGGGUUUCAAUGAGACUGCUUUUGAACAAAACCCAAUUGCAGUGGCAGCUUUUACAGCCAUGGAAAAGGGGAUCAUUGUGGUAUGCGCAGCCGGAAAUAGUGGUCCUCAUGGUUUUACAAUCUUCAAUGGAGCUCCAUGGAUCGCUACCAUUGGAGCGGGGACCAUUGAUCGAGAUUAUGCUGCCAAAGUGACACUUGGUGACUACGGGGACCUCACUGUCAGCGGAAAAUCUGUCUACCCAUUAGACUUGUUAGUCUCCAGAGUCCCUAUAUACUUUGGCCAUGGAAAUAGGAGCAAAGAAAUCUGCGACGACUAUUCUCUUGACCCUAAAGACGUUGCCGGGAAGUACGUGUUCUGCGACUUCAGUGAAUCAUUCGGAUUUAACACGUUUGAAACAGACCGAGCUGGAGCUGCAGGAGCAAUCUUCAGUACCGACUCUGCCAUGUUUCUCUACCCAAGUGAUUUCAACAAUCCAUACGUGGCAGUGAUCCAAGAAGUCGGAAAUUCAAUCAAAGAAUACCUAAUCAAAGCCAAGAAUACAACUGUCAGUAUUAAGUUUCAACAGACAGUUUUGGGUACUAAACCUGCCCCAAUAGUGGCAAAUUUUUCUUCCCGAGGACCGGAUCGUAAAUCGCCAUGGAUACUGAAACCUGAUAUCUUGGCUCCUGGAGUUAAUAUUUUAGCAGCAUAUGCACCAAACAGAGGAAUUGCGCCGAUUGGAGAUGACUACGACUAUUUGCUUAGCGACUUCGUGCUUCUCUCUGGCACAUCCAUGGCGUGUCCCCACGUAGCUGGUAUAUCAGCACUGCUAAAAGCGGUACACAGGGAUUGGAGUCCGGCUGCCAUCAGAUCAGCAUUGAUGACCACGGCUUACGUGAUCGACAACGCGAACGGCACGAUCAUUGAUAUGACCACCGGAGUAGCUGGGACUCCUCUUGAUUAUGGGUCAGGGCACAUAGAUCCUGUCAAAGCCAUAGACCCAGGACUUGUUUAUGACCGUAGAGGUUGAUGCUGGAGUUGGAGAUGUCAGAAUACAGAGUGAUUCUAUUGUGAAUUAUGGGUAUUUGAGCUGGAAUGAGGUUAAGGGCAAGCAUGUAGUGAGAAGUCCUGUUGUUGCUGCUUUUGCACCUUAUCCAAGAGCAUGAAAGGUGUUGGAACUUAGAAUUGCCAAAAUGGUAUGUCAUAGUCAAAUUUUGACGCCUUACAGUUCUAAAAGUUGCAAAAUUUGGCAACCAUGCUGAAAUGGGUGAAAUGAUGAUAGUUUUUUUUUUCUUCUUUUUAUUUAUAAAAAACUAUAUUUGUGUGUGCCAUGUUAAAUUUGGCAGCUCAAAUAGCACAUGAGCUAAUGCUCUCUUGGCCCAAUUAUAAUAAUGGUAGUGGCUAUAACAAUUGCGUUAGAGAUGCUACGAGAGUAAGGGUGCCAAGAGAGUACCUUAAUUGUAUAUUAUUGUAUUUUUCUAUUUAUUGUUAUUAUUAUUAUUUUUUUGUUGGC
This is a messenger RNA of Camellia sinensis, 2585 nucleotides long. The record is from RefSeq and is a predicted model, not a curated record. Lineage: Eukaryota; Viridiplantae; Streptophyta; Magnoliopsida; Ericales; Theaceae.